UUUAAAAAUGGCUUAUGGGGAAUGCCGCAGGCGGUCAAUCGCUUGUAAUUUUCUUUCACCUCUCAGUACUAGGGUAGAAGAGGUCGACCAAUAAUUUACACAUUGUCUAUCAGUACCCAAAGAUCCUCAUAUGGGGAACCCACUGGGGGAACCUAUGCAGUUACAUUUUCGUACUCCACUCAAAAUCGCACUUAUAAAAAUAAAGUUAGUGAUCAGUGAAAGGACCAAGGACAAAGGAUUAUCGGGGAAAAGGAUUUUUGGAGUGAAGUCGCUUAAGAGUCGGAAUGUAAAAUGGAGGGCGUCGUAGCGGGUCAAUGUUGUUCGUUAUUGUCACCUGCUGCUGACUGUUAUUCUUAAAACUUUCGUGGAUUGUUAUUAAUCAGUCGUAUGGAAGAGCAGAGGAUGGAAUGGAUGGAUCGUGUCCCCUAUUUCUCUCAAAUUUUGGAGAGCAGAAUGGCUCUGAACGUUCAGUUGGAUAUUUGGUACAAAAAUUGCCACUGUAUCGGCCAAGUCCGGACACAAGUGAUCUGGGCUAUCACACUCUUGACAACAGUGCUUGCCGUUCAUCUUCGUCUACUUCAAUUGUUGCCAUACCCAUUAAGCACCAACAACAGUUACAACAGCAAAAGAGUCUUGGCCACUUAGACGAUGAUUUAUUACUGAAUAUUUUUAGCUGGCUAACAACCAGAGAACGAUGUACCAUAGCUCAGACGUGUCGUCGACUGCGAGAAAUUGCGUGGCAUCCUUCUUUGUGGCAAGACAUUGAAGUUCAUCACCCACAGUGCCUGACUAUCGCUCUAAAUUCUAUAGCACGUCAUGGCUACCAUUCUCGUGUCCGUCGCCUUGUUUUGAAUGGAGCCAAUGGUCACCCAGGAGUGCUUGCGUCGCUUCCAUUUCCACGACUUACAAUUUUGGCCCUACGACAUGUCAGACAUGUUAAUGAUGAUACGAUAGCUGCCAUUCUCGACAACUGCAUGCAUCUAAGAGAGCUAGAUUUGACCGGAUGUACCACUGUCACAAGAGCCUACACUCACGGUGCUGCUUCGCAGCUUCAGUCCCUUGACCUGAGUGACUGCCAUGGUGUGGAUGACGCAGGUCUUGCACUCACGCUGUCUCGUAUGCCACACCUUGCUUGCCUGUAUUUACGACGCUGUGCAAGAAUUACUGAUGCCAGUUUGGUAGCUAUAACUUCUUACUGCGGAGUUUUACGUCAACUGUCCGUAUCAGAUUGUGCAAGAGUCACGGAUUUCGGGGUCCGCGAAUUAGCAGCACGUUUGGGCCCCUCAUUAAGGUACCUCUCGGUAGGUAAAUGUGACCGUGUGUCAGACGCCGGACUGCUCGUUGUUGCAAGACAUUGUUACAAGUUGAGGUACUUGAAUGCUCGAGGAUGCGAAGCGCUUAGUGAUAGUGCUGUUCUUGCGCUAGCAAGAGGAUGCCCUCGGAUGCGUGCUUUUGAUCUUGGAAAAUGCGAUAUUGGAGAUGCAACUCUCGAAGCUCUGUCUACAGGGUGCCCUAAUUUAAAGAAGCUUUCUAUACGUGGUUGCGAACGUGUUACUGAUAUUGGCCUAGAGGCACUGGCUUAUUAUGUCCGUGGCUUACGGCAAUUGAACAUCGGGGAUUGUCCGCGGGUAACCAUCCUUGGAUACCGCGCCGUAAAGCGUUACUGCCGGCGUUGUGUUAUCGAGCAUACUAAUCCUGGUUUUUCCAGUUGAUUGUUGUAUGAUCACCUUCACAUCGGGGCCUCUAUAAUACUAUUUACUAACUGGCUUGUUUCUGCAACUACGCGGCCAAAGAUCAACCGACCGUCAAUCUCAGAAUACUCUAUAUUUGUGGCAUGUAUGAAACAAUUAGCCUUCUCCCGGUACAUACUGACAAUCAGUGUUUUCAAACCUCCCAUGGUGCUGACCCUUGCAAUUCGUUGAACGUGUAUGUGAUGAUGUAUGAAUUUGUGGCCGACUCUGAUUCCGUCCAGUAUCACUUCUGGCUAGUUAUUGUCUUUUUAGUAUUUCAUAGAAGUUUAUACCUUAGAUCAUAUCGUUGACUUUGUAAAGAUUAUUGUCAAAAAGUGAAUAUAUUAUUGAAAGAAAAAAGAAGAAAUAUAUAUUGCAUAUUUGUAAAAUUUUAUAGCCUACAAGUUAAUAUCCGAGUUAAUAUCUAUGAAUGAACCUGAUGCGCGAUUUUAUAUUAUAAAUGGUAUGUUCGACAAGAGCGCAGACUACGUAGUUAUAGUAUAUUUUACUCCUUGAUAAGUUUAUUUAUGUUCCAAUUGCUUUUAUCUCACCCUCACUAACACCUAUUAUAUGUAUUUCUCUGUCGAAACAAAGAGAUUUCGAACUUUUCGAUGAUUUGUGAAGCGUCUACAGUCUCAAAAUAAAAUAGUGGGUUGCGGGUAUAGGCGCUAUUUUUCGAUAUAAUUCAAAAAUAUUAUUUAUAUUUAGUAUUUAACAAAAUAUAGACAACUAAUUAAUAAAUCUAGAACAAACAAUUAUAAUAAGACCAUAAACUCAUGUUUUUUAUAUUUCAAAUUCAUUUCAUACGUGAUAAAUGACACAAAAUAGUAGAUAGCAAAAAAAAAUAUACAUACAGUCCAAGAAUUA
This is a messenger RNA of Athalia rosae (coleseed sawfly), 2597 nucleotides long. It is a transcript of the gene Fbxl7, whose product is annotated as F-box/LRR-repeat protein 7-like. Gene Ontology annotation, biological process: SCF-dependent proteasomal ubiquitin-dependent protein catabolic process. Lineage: Eukaryota; Metazoa; Arthropoda; Insecta; Hymenoptera; Athaliidae. Gene Ontology annotation, molecular function: protein binding. Gene Ontology annotation, cellular component: SCF ubiquitin ligase complex. Bases 408 to 1712 code for a protein of 434 amino acids. The transcript has 2 exons. The record is from RefSeq and is a predicted model, not a curated record.